UAGGGAAUGACCAUACAAUAUACUGGAGAGAAAACAGUCAGUUUUAAACAUUUAUGUUUAUUAACUGUAUUUAAAUGUAUCAUAUUCAUCUCAAAUAAUAUUUGUAUACAAUUUCAACCUAUAAAAAUCGCGAUACAUUAGAAAAUUUAAUGAGCUAAUAAUGAGUAAAGUUACCUAGCCAUACCCUAUAUCAUAUAGGCCUAUCAUAUCAGAGAUCCCGGUAAAAAGUAAAAUUAAAAAUUAAAAGGAAGGGUACGAGUACAGUAACAGUGUCAGUACAGUACGGAGGGACCCAAAUCCAAACUUAAUAAUUUAAUUUACUUUAUUGCAAAAUUGAAUUAAUUUUGACAAUUAAUUUUAAUUUUGACAUUUUUAUGACAGGAUAUAUUGAAUCCGAUAUUGUCUGAAAUAAUGGCCAUCACCAUCAGUAUUUACUAGUUAUUUAGUAAUGGCAUUUAUUUAAUGUGAUUAAAAAUUAUAAUUAAGGGAUAUUUUAUGGACACAAAAUGUCCAGUGAAGUUGACAUUGCAUGCACAAUCUUAGUCUUAGACUCUUAAUUAGAGGUAUUAGUAUUAGUAUUAAAGCAUAAUAUUUAUUUAAGUCUGAACCAUAACAGUUAAAAUUCAUAAAAGUUUCGUGUAGGCCCACUACAUGUGCUCCUCACCAGUCCAUGCCAUUGUGAAGUGAUAAUGGUGUCAGGCUUGCUAACUCAAUAAAAUAAAAUUUAUGGAUAAAUAUUCUAAAUAUCCACAAAUUUAAACUAUGACGCUUAAAUAAAGUUCAACGAUCCCUUUGACCAGUGGCGUCACUAUUGGGUUUCAGGGUAUGCGAGUCACACCGGUUGACAACCUGUUAGGAGAGUGACACCAAUAGGAAAAUUGCAAAUUCGACGCAGCUCACAUGAGCCGGUUUCAUAACAUGCAUUAGUAUUAGACCAAGGUACCACUAGACAUAGUUUGCCACCAAAACAGACUGCCACAAGAACAUCUACUGCAUUUUUCCAUAAGAUCAGUGGCGUAAAGAGCUUACAUUUGUGAUGCUCAAAUUGGAUCAUGAUUUGGCGGCGCUCACAUCAGACCAUAAAAAAAUAAGAAAAAAAGUUGGGUGGUGACCAAUGUUCCCUCUAAGGUUUGUUGGUUCGUGUGCUAAAUUAUACAGUUGUGUGCAAAGUUUUACAGCAUCAAUUUUUUUGUGUGCAAAAUUUACAGCCCAUAAACAAAAACACACACUUACAUGGAAAUUUGCUGCGCGGUACUCAAAACUCAUGCGCAGCGUCUGUGAGAUAGCUGCGCGGCCGCGCAGCCGCUCAGCUUAAAGGGAACAUUGGUGGUGACACCAUUGAGUUACAGCACCGGUUGACACUAACCUUAAGGACUCCUCUGCCUUAGACCAUAUUUCUUUUUUAUAUCUCAUUGUUGUUAUAAAAUUUUAAAUCAAGCAAGAGGAAAUAACAAUCAUUCAAAUUUCUCAUCAUAUUUGGAUCAGAAAAUGUUUUUACUAUGUUUUAUUUUUUCAUACAUCCCAAUGUUCUUACGGACAAGUCAUUUUAUAUUAUAAAUCAAAAUUUGCCAACUGUCUGUAAAUUUGUGGAUGGCUGACAACCCUGACUGGUCUACAAUUGUAUUUGGUGCACUGUUAUGGAAUAGUUAUAACUAUUAAUAGUACUAAUGUAGAUCACUUGGUAAAAUUAUUUUUAAAAUGUACGGUAUCGUCAUCAUUCAUUGAGAUAUCUUAAUUGGUAAUCUUACCACUGGCACACCUCAUUCACAAACUUUCUUUUUACUAAAAUGUGGUAUACCGGUAUUUUGAAAUUUAAUUAAAAAAUUUUUUUUUAUGUCAUGUAAAUUAUUUGCUUGUAUUACCUUUUUUCUCUUAUUUGUGCAGCUUAUUAUACGAAAUGGAUCCAAGUUUUUAGUUCAGCUUCACAAUUAACAGAUACCUUUCAUUUACAAGAAUGGCUUUAACUAUUCUUCAUUUCAAUGAUGUGUACAAUAUUGAAGGCCAAAAAGAUGAACCACAAGGUGGUGCAGCUCGCAUGCAGUCAUACAUAAAAUCACAGAAAAAUGAUAACCCAAUUGUUCUUUUUAGUGGGGAUGCUCUCAAUCCAUCACUGAGUGAGUUGAUAAAAUUUUUACAUUGUCUGUAAUUGUUUAUUUUAAAAAAUGGUGACCUAUGAUUUGUUCUGGUGCUGCUGUUAGAUGGACUUAAAAAUGAAUAUUAGCAAUCUGAAACACUUAUGCUUCUAAUACUUAGCCUAAAAGAUGCUUCUUGUUCUCUUCUUGGCAGUGAGCAUAUUUCUGAAAGGAGACCAGAUGAUAUCGGUAUUAAAUGAGCUUGGAGUUGCUGCAGCUGUUUAUGGCAAUCAUGACUUUGGUAAUUAUACAUUUAUGGGCCGGCCCAGUGGACACUAUUAGUAUGGUCUCCAAAACCAAUGUACUCUCAUCCCACCUCCCCAUCACAGCUAAUUAAACCAAUGUACUUUCAUCCCACCUUUCGACCCCCAUCCUUGAGCUUCACUCCUCCCCAAACCCCCUCCCUUCCCCUGAAAAAAACCCAAAGACACAAAUUCAGUUAAAAAUAUUUUGAAAGUCUACAAUACUAUUAUCCUUAUUUAGAGAAUACAGUUGAAACAAGUUUUGCAGCAGUUGCAUAUUAUUUGUGUUUUAACAUGCAUUCUUUAAUCAUAUAUAUAAUCUAAAGAUUCAAUUGAAAUAAAGCUUUGUCUCCAUGUAUUAAUGAGAUGGUUUGAAAAAUAAAAUAACAUGUCCAAUGUACUGGUUUUAUGUCAUUAUCAUGAUGCUUAGUUUUUCGCAUUUACGACCAUCAAAAUACAAUUCUUUAUAUUGAUUGCACAAACUGUAAACAUUUUCAUUGUAUAGUGUAAUGCCUGUGACAUUAAUUUGUUUUAAACUAAACAAUAACAGACUUUGGAGUAGAUCACCUUGAAGAUUUUGCUGAAAAAUGCAAUUUUCCCUGGUUAUUAAGUAAUGUCAAGGACAUGGUGAAUAAUGAACCUCUGGCCCGUGGAGAGACUCACGUUAUCAUAGAGCAUGCAGGAAUCAAAGUAAGCUAUUCAUUUUUAUUUAUCUUUGCAAUUGUUUCAUUGUAUUACAAAAUGUCUGGUAAUUAGAGAGUAAUCAUUUCUGAGAUGAGCCGUUUAAAAAAAUUAAAUUGUCUUUUGAAGAUCUUUAACAGGAUCUUUAUUCAGCAGUAUAUUUUAUCAUUUAAGAAGACCCUCACCUUAAUUAGUUCAAGCUAUUAACAUUCUGAUAAAGCUUUUGGUUCAUUUAUGCAAUUUAGAAGAAAAAGACAAAUCAUUUAUUGCAAUGAAACUGAAAUGGACAAUACAUUUUUAUUGGCUACUGUCUUAAAGAGUAACAUAAAUUAAAUAAUGUACAUUUUAACAGCUUUAGUAAAAUGAACCUUUUUUAUACUUGAUUUGACAUUAAAUUUGUAAAGAGAGAAACUCUAGUGUUCUGACAUGAAAAAAUUAGUGGACUCCUAUCGUUCCAGUGGAUUGGCUAUAGUCUUUGGGAAAAUCUUCUUUCUAUACAGUUUAUAUGCACAUAUUUAAAUCUGUUAUAUACUUUUGUAAAAGGUCUUUAUUUUACUUUCAGAUAGGUAUUAUUGGGCUAGUGGAAGUGGAAUGGAUUGAUACACUCUCAACUUUAGAUCCUGAAGAUGUUACAUUCAUUGAUUAUGUAGAGUCUGGACAAAACCUUGCAAGGAUUGUUAGGCAACUGGUUAGUGCUCAAGAUUUUUUUUUACCUUAAAGUAUUUUAGUAAAUGCAAGACUGCCUGGUCAGCUUAAUCACACUUCAAUCAAUUUUAUGUUGCCACCUUAACACUGAAUGAUAUAGUUAAUAUUUGUUACAUGAGUCACAAUCAAUAACACUAACACAAAUCUUCAUUGAUGCUUUCUCAGGGGGCACAACUGGUGAUUGCCUUAACUCACAUGAGAAGUCCAAAUGAUGAGAGACUUGCAGAGAAUGUCCCAGAUAUUGAUAUCAUCCUUGGCGGCCAUGAUCAUGAUUUUGAAAUAAUAAAUGUUGGUUUCAGGUUUUACAACAUUUCAAAUGAUAUAAGGAAUCUUUCCUUGAUUACGUUUGCAUUUUUCAAAAUGAAGUUACGGAGCUAUUUCAAAAAAGAAUUAUUAUUUUAUUUUUUUUUUUGCUUUUAAUUUUUUUUAUUGAAUGAUUUCAUUUUCUUGAAUAUUAAAACCCAAAACCCAAAGAAGAAGAGCAAUACAAUUUAUAAGUGGAGAUUCUGAAAUAAAAAUAGUACUUUAAUUACAUGGUUGGUCUCGCUGUAGUGUGGUUGACAUGAAGUCAUUGAUUUCAGCUGUAAUUCCUCAUUAUUUGUGUGGCAGGUCAAGGGGAAAUAUGUUGUUAAAAGUGGAACUGACUUCCGCAAUAUGAGCAAAAUAACAAUGACACAGAACAACAACAAUAAUGGGAACUGGGAUGUGAAGGUGGAACGUGUGGAUCUCAACUCCAGUAUUCCAGAAGAUACAGAGAUGAAAAAAAUUGUCAUGAAAAAUCUUGGUAUAAGACUUUAUUAGUGAGAUUAGUAAUAAGUUUAAUGUGAUUGGUUGGUAAAUUUAGAUGUUUAUCUUUUAAAAUUUAUAAUUUCGGGGCCUAUUUGUAUGAAUGAAUAUUUAUUAUUUAUUAAAUUAAAAGUUUAACAUACCUUAAAAAUAGGAUUUCAUUACCUUGAAAUACUUUGAUACUUUAAAGGAGCUUUUCAGCUGCAUAUUUUUUUCAGAAAGUGUAGAAAGUAAAAUGGACACUUAUCUUGGCUACAUGAAUGUGGAAAUGGAUGGAAGAUUCUCAUCAAUCAGGACACAGGAAACUAAUCUAGGUUUGUGAUCUGUUUUCAAACUAUUUAGCCUCAUAAACUUUUUUAGCCUUGACUUAAUGUUAACCCAUUCCUGACGCCAAUGUACUUCCGUUCUUUAUUUAUAUUCCUGAACAAAGGGAAUAGCUGCUAAAUAUCAAUGAAUUAUUGAUAGAUGCAUCCAAAAAUGAAUUUGGUUUAAUGAAAAUUAAAAUAAUAGUGGUGAACAAAUAACAAGUAAUUAGCAAAAAAACUGAUACUUGGCACCUCACAAUAAGACAUGCUAGAUAUAAAUGCAUCACACUAAAGCACUAAAGCGAAACAAGAUUAAAUGAAGUUUGUUAAAAUUGAAAUCAUGCCAUCACCUUUGGUCUAUAGGGAUGCAAGAUUUCAUUGCUAUUUUAAAAUAAAAAUGCGAGAGGUGUGUUGCUACAUGCCGUGGUCACAUUUGGAUGUGUCUGUUGGGAACCCCCCCCCCCCCCCCACACAUUUAGUCCCAACCUUCAGGGAUGAGUUAAUAAUAGCCUUUAUGAUGUUUUCUUAGUUAUGACAUUCAACAUUCAAGUUUUACAUUUUUUUAAAUAUAUUUAACAGGAAACUUCAUCACUGACAUCAUCCUGACUGCCACCAAAGCUGAUUGUGCUUUACUGAACUCUGGAACUCUCCGCUCAGAUCGCAUUCACGCAAAGGGAGAGUUUAGGUUAAGGGAUCUGCUCACAAUCCUUCCCUUGGUGGACUCCCUGGUUGUCAUCAAAGUCACAGGUAGUUUGAUACUCUGGCCAGAGAAAGAAUCACUUCCUGUUUCAAGUAAAAACAAGUUACUUUUGAUCUGUUAGUAGUCAAUAAGAGGUUUAAUUGUCAUCUGUUUGUGCCAUUGACAGUGUUGUUUCAUUGUUUUUUCAUUGAUUAUUUAGGUAGCCAGCUGAUAGAAGCACUGGAAAACAGUGUUAGCAAAUAUCCCGUCAAAGAGGGCAGAUUCCCACAGGUCGCCGGGCUCAGCUUUGGGUUUGAUCCUACUAAACCACCUGGCCAGAGAAUUGGUAGGCAGCUGGUUCGUGUGCAAGAUGAUUACAUUGACUUUGAUAAGGUAAAAAAAAAAAAAAAAGCCAACAACUUUCAAAUUUAUUCAUUCCACAUUUUCGGGGAAAAGAUUUUAGCAGUCAUUGUUCUGUUGUUUUUUUUUGUAUCUUCUUUUUUUUUCCACAAUGGUAAGGGCAGAUUCCCACAGGUCGCCGGGGCCAGGUUUGGGUUUGAUCCUACUAAACCACCUGGCCAGAGAAUUGGUAGGCAGCUGGUUCGUGUGCAAGAUGAUUACAUUGACUUUGAUAAGGUAAAAAAAAAAAAAAAGCCAACAACUUUCAAAUUUAUUCAUUCCACAUUUUCGGGGAAAAGAUUUUAGCAGUCAUUGUUCUGUUGUUUUUUUUUGUAUCUUCUUUUUUUUUCCACAAUGGUGUUAUAGUUUCUGUUUUUUAAAUUGUUAAGUUUAAUCAGUUGGCUUUUUUUAAAUAGUUUCUUUGUACUAUUAUUAUAUUAUAAGCAAAACCAGAUAUUGCAAACACAUAGCUAAUUAUUUCAUUUACCACCAGAUAAGGUUUAGUAGUAGACUCAUUCUGAUGGCAGUGCUACUUCCGUACUUAGUGUUCCCCAUCAAAGGGAAGUAACUCUGUUUUGCCAUUGAUUUAUGAUUAAUGACUAAAAAAUUGAUUUUUGGCACCCCGGAAGAACACAUGCUAGAUAAAGACACACCUUACUAAAGCCCACAAAGAUUGAAAGUGAACCAUGAUAAAAACUUCAGAUUUUUAAAACUGAAAUCACCCAAGUCUCGAGAGUCGCGAGAUUUCAUUGCUAUAUUUUAAUAAAAAUGAGAGAGGUGUGUCGCUACAUCCUGUGACAUAUUUGGACGCAUCCGAACCACAGGAGGACGCAUUUAGUUGCAACCUUCGGGAAUGAAUUAUUGGAAAGCCUCUUGAUCAUUUGAGAGUUUCUAAAAAAAUGUUUAACCCAAUUUCAGAUUUGUUCAUGCCAUCAGUAUUAGUAUUGGGGUCUUGAAAUGUCAUGUUUUACACCUUGAAUCUAUUAAUUACAGGACUACAGACUGGCAACUAAAGAGUAUGUGGCUCAAGGCAAGGACGGCUUUGAUGUAUUCAAGCAUUGUGAAAUUGUUGUGAGUUCUAUUUUAGCGCCUUUAAUUCUAAAUAUCCUUGAGCUCAUAUGUUUUGCAUUCCAGAAAAAUGUUGCAUGUAUUUUAAGUCUUGAAAUACAGAAAAUUUCUUACUGGGUUUUCCUUUUUUAAAGGUCAUUUUUUAAAGUUUUGUCUUUUUUAUUUCUGAAAAAAGAUAGUGAAAUAAUAAUUGACUUUGCUCUCAAUUUUAUGAAAUAAAUUUAUGCAAUCUAACUUUUUUUUUUUUUUUAAUAUUAUGAUUAAGAUUUAUAAUGAGUAUUAUUAAAAUCUGUCUUGUUUCCUUUUAUUUGGGGGGUGUUCCCCUAAAUUUAAACAAUUUCUUUAUUACUUUUAUUGAUCCAGAUUAAUGCAGAGCAAUGUCCAUCGUUAUCAACAAUGGUUCAAAAUCACUUUGAUGCUGUGCGAAUUUACCUGGGGGAAAUGGAGUGCAAAUCUGGGCACAGACAGAGUCUUGUAGCAUUGAAAAAGUGAGAAUUUGGUCUGUUACUAUAGGUAUCUGCCAUAUAUAUCAGCGAGAAAAUGCUACUUUAAAGUAGGGUUUGCAUUGUACGAGAAUGUAAGAAAUUUUUCAAUUAUCUGUACAGGAUAUAUACUAAUAUCUAUGCAAAAAAAUCUCCUUGGCUAACUUGCAUUUGUCGACCGACUGCACAUCAUAUCUGUGUACAAUACUAGUGAUAUAGCGCCCCUGUGACGGAAUAUUAGUAUAGUUGAAUCGGUUUGACCACUGUUUAUUUUAAAUAUAAUAAUAAUUUAAACAAUUUUGACAUUUUUCUUAUAAAUAACUACAAAUUGUAUUAUUAUGGAACAAGAUUAAUAGAUGGCAUUAUAUGUAGACAUGUCUUUUAGGGUCUUUUUUUUAUUUUUAAACAAAAUGUUGGGAGUUUGCAUUAUACAUGGAUCACGUUAUACAUGAUCAUAUUCUGUAGAUACAUCUUUUUAAACCUAGGGCCUUCUAGACAUUUUUAUAACAUUUGUUUUUCUACAUAAUAAUGUAAAGUUUAGAGAUAUUCAAAAUGAGUUUCAAUAUCAUAGAGAUAAUUAUGCUGUUAUUUUUCAGACGAGAAGAGUUUAUCAAACAACUCAGCAUGGACGCAGACAACAGCAAUCGCCCCAGGAAGUUGAUACGCCAAGAGAGCAUUCAUGGGCUAGAAAGUGAGCAGUGCUUUCUGACACCUAGAGUGGAAGGGAGGAUUUACAUCCUGGACGAAGAGGUAAAUGCUCAGAGGUCUGAUCAAACCUGGCACUAUAUUUGAGAUUUAUUAAGAAUUUUAUUUGAUCAUGUUUUGGUUAAAUUAAAUCUGAAAUUUAGAAUAAUAGGAUUCUUAUUUGGGGUUAUGGUGGGGGGGGGGGGUGUGUAAGCUCAUGAUUAGAUAAUAAAUGAAAGGGAGAGGCAGUCAGAAGGGUUCAGUCCUAGACUUUCAUUUAGAUUUGAUAGUUCUUCUUUUUGUUUAGCAGAGCAUAAACAAUGUGUCAUGCAGUGGGGUUCAACCAUUCGGGGAUUGAAUGGGGAUUUAAUGUUAACAACUUAGCCGAUGUGCUCAUCCAACAGUUUUGUCCAAAGCUGAAGCGGUAAAACUAAUGAUUUAAUUUUUUAUAUAUUUUACAGAAACUAGAUGUGAUGCAGACCCUUUUGCCAGGUGGGAUGGCUCGUAACUUGAGCAUGAUAAAGGAGAGCUCAAGUUCAUUCUCAGGAAGCUCUUUAAGUAGUCUAACCAUUGAGGAUAACUAAUGAUACCCAAAAGCCUUUCAUUAUUAACUGUACAAUGAAAUUUUUAACAAUAUAUCAUUAUUUUUCUAGUUAGCAUUGAUAUUGUUACUGUCAGAUGGUUCAGGUAGGAACUUGUUUUUUUGUAUUUCCAUUAUUAUAUGGAUAUGUUUUUGUCAUGCAUAAUGAAUCUUCACCUCGGUAUCCAAACAAACAAGAGAUUUUAAAGGCACUUGAGAUUUUUUUCUAUUUAUUUGUUACAGAAAUUAAAUAAGAAAUUGCAUUACUUAAAUAAGAAAUAACAUUAUUAGUUGACCUAUGCAAUGCACAAAGUAAGGUAAUUCCAUUUAAAGUUUUUGGCAACUGACAUCUCUUUAGAUUUAUGUAAAUGACUUAUUAGAAC
Messenger RNA from Lymnaea stagnalis (great pond snail), 9126 nucleotides. NCBI's taxonomy places the organism in Eukaryota, Metazoa, Mollusca, Gastropoda, Lymnaeidae. The record is from the annotation of a GenBank genome assembly.